This is a messenger RNA of Paramuricea clavata, 290 nucleotides long. Lineage: Eukaryota; Metazoa; Cnidaria; Anthozoa; Malacalcyonacea; Plexauridae. The record is from the annotation of a GenBank genome assembly.
CCUUACGACUUGUUGGCGGUUCUCAACGUGAAGGACGUGUGGAGGUUUACUAUAAUGGUAGAUGGGGAACAGUUUGUGAUGAUUCCUGGGACAUCAGAGAUGCUCGUGUUGUCUGCAGACAGCUUGGUUUUCCAGAUGCUCAGGCUGCUUACGGGAGAGCUCAUUUUGGUCAAGGGAUUGGACAGAUUUGGCUUGACAAUGUUGGUUGUUCAGGUCAUGAGUCAUCGCUAAUUUCAUGCAGCCAUGGUGGAGUGGGAAGUCACAACUGUGGUCACAGUGAAGACGCGGGC